UCAAUUGACAAGCUACAAUGCACUAGAACUUUUGUAGUAGAUUAAAACUGAAAAUUCCCAAAAUAAUUCGCAAUCAUUUUUCUAAAUUAAAUAUUGACGGGAGUGGGAGAAAUAUAAGAUGCUUACAUUUUCUUAAAGCUUUUAGUAUUCCUUUGUCAUUAAAGUGACAUUAAAAAAUUAGCAAAAUGAGUGGGGACGAUGACCAAAAGAUGGAGAUCAUCAAAAAAGCCUUCACCAUGUUCGACACGGGCAAAACAGGCUUCAUCGAGACCAUUAAAAUCGCCACCAUUUUGAACACCAUUGGUCAAUUAUUCGAUGAAGUCGCCCUAAAUGAUUUGAUUACCAAAAAUGACCCUGACAGGACUGGACAAGUGAACUUCGAUGGCUUCUAUGAAAUCAUCUACCCUUUCCUAGAAGAGGAUCUUGAUGAGGCUGAAACACAGAACGAACUUAAGGAAGCUUUCAGGUUAUACGAUAGGGAAGGUAACGGAUAUAUCACAACAGGUACCCUAAAAGAAAUUUUGGCUGCUCUGGACGACAACCUUACCAGCAGGGACUUGGACGGAAUUAUUGCAGAAAUUGAUACUGAUGGAUCUGGUACCGUAGAUUUCGAUGAAUUCAUGGAGAUGAUGACUGGAGACUAAAAUAUUUAUAUUAUGGAAUUAUGGACAGGGUCACUAUUUGGACUAAUUUUAGGGAAAUUAUAGUAUUGAAAAAAAUUCCAAUCUAGGGUUACUCAAGAAGACAAAUAAUGUGUAUUCAUUACUUAUAAAUAAAACAUGUUGAAAUUGUUGUUAAAUUAAUAAAUUAUUUUUUGAAUCA
Diabrotica virgifera virgifera (western corn rootworm) is the source of this 822-nucleotide messenger RNA. Its product is annotated as troponin C. Gene Ontology annotation, molecular function: calcium ion binding; enzyme regulator activity. Lineage: Eukaryota; Metazoa; Arthropoda; Insecta; Coleoptera; Chrysomelidae. The record is from RefSeq and is a predicted model, not a curated record. The coding region runs from base 186 to 644 and encodes 152 amino acids. The transcript is spliced from 4 exons.